UACAAAGACACAAUCGUCCCUCAGUUGAGUCGGAUGCUCAAGCUGAUGGUUUGCAAACGAACCACAUUCAAUAAUUUUACACAAGGCUUUAGUGAAAUACAAAAAUCCAAAUUUAAUACAUGUAUUACUCAUGAUGUACAGGUAACUAUAUGAGCACUUGCCGGAAUGACAGCGGGGGUCUGCGCAUCCUUUGGGUCUUAGGAAGAUUUUCAAAUCAUAGUGAUUUUGUUGACAUCAUUGGCUGCACCCAUCUGGAAUAAUGUCCCGUUCCUCUAUCGACAUCUUGGAUGAGUUGCAGCUCAUUACAGCCCAGAACCUGGACAAGGUGGACAUCAAUAAAUACUAUGAGGUCAUCAGAGAGCUUGGGAAAGGCACUUACGGGAAGGUGGACCUUGUUGUCCACAAGAUCAGAGGAACAAAAAUGGCCCUAAAAUUCUUGCGAAAGAAAACCACAAAGCUGAAGAGUUUUCUUCGGGAGUACAGCAUCUCACUUUACCUGUCACCCUGCCCUUUUAUCAUCAACAUGUUUGGCAUCUUCUUUGAAACUGAUGAAUAUUACAUCUUCGCUCAAGAAUACGCACUGGCAGGUGAUCUCUUCGACAUCAUUCCUCCCCAGGUCGGACUGCCUGAGAGUGUGGCCAAACGCUGUGUGCACCAGGUGGCAAUCGCAUUGGAUUUCUUGCAUUGCAAGAAACUGGUACACCGAGACAUAAAGCCGGAGAACAUCCUCAUUUUUGACAAGGAGUGCCGGAAGGUGAAACUGUCGGACUUCGGCAUGACUCGCCGUGCUGGUUCUCCGGUGAAGCGGGUGAGUGGAACCAUCCCGUACACGGCACCGGAACUGUGCGACUCCGGCCGACAGGAGGGCUUAUGUGUAGAUUACAGCACUGAUGUCUGGGCCUUCGGUGUGCUACUCUUCUGCAUGCUCACCGGAAACUUCCCCUGGGAAAAGGCUCUGCCGUCUGAUGGCUUUUAUGACGAGUUUGUGCGCUGGCAGCACAGGCGGAGACAAUCGGGCACCGUGCCAUCACAGUGGCGGCGGUUCACGGACGAGGCACUCCGCAUGUUCCGGCACCUUCUAUCUAUUGAGCAGGAUCAGCGAUGCUCUGUUAAGGAGGUCUUUAGCUACUUUAACCACAGUUGGAUGCUCGAUACGGAGAACGGAAACACGACCCACCCCUCCAGCAGUAACUGCAACAGCGGCACAGUAAUGAACGGGCAUCAGGCUGAGCUCAGCUCCUCUUCCUCAGAAGAAGAUGAGCUGGUGGAUCGUUUGAACCAGCAGAGCUUGUCGCCAGUGUGUGGGGUAGCUAAAGGCGGUAUCGUCAUGGAGCCGGUGACAGCGCACUACUCUUCAACUUCUACAAACAGCCCUCCUUCCUCCACCGGCGGUUAUGAGCGUGUUUCCCGAGACAACAAUGGCAACAGUGGUCGCAUCCUGCUGGCGACGCCAAUUGAAAUAUGCGUGUAGAGGUCAUUUUGCAUCAAUCUGCCUUGAGCGUAUACUUGGUCUUGUAAGGACAGUAAAGUCUCAAGUCCUUAAGGAACAAAUGGUAUGGCUGAUGUUCGAUACAAGUGCCAGACUAGAAUCCCAAAAAGUGGAAGCUGUUCCUUAUGAUUGGUGUGUCAGAAGGAACGUGUAGGACAAUCACUGAGGUCUGCUGAUUGUGUCUCGACUACGUUUUUCUACACACAAUCAAUCAAAAAUUAAGAAAGUUCACUAUGGAAACUUUAAAAUAAUAUAAAAGCAACGUCUUUGGUUCAAACAAUAUGUUAAAGGUUAUUGAAGGUUUUUCCAAGAAAUUAUUAAGAAGGGAUCUUGUGAGGAAUUGUUGAACAGAUGUCGGGGAAAAACAGAGAACACUUUAUUUUACAAAAACACAAAAACCCACGAGGGGGUACAAAACAUGAAACACUGACAGAUAACACUAAACUUUGACUUUGACUCUGACUUGGAUAACUAGACACGAACACGAGGAACACAACACAAUGAACCUGCACAGAACUAAAGAUACACUGACAUUAAAUAGAAGAAACCAAACAAGAUAACGAGCGGGAACAGGUGAUGGGAGAAAACCAAUGAUUACUAAUAAGCAGGAGAACGAGGGGGCGGGGUCACAAGACAAGACACCGGAGGCACAUGCCACACAAAAACAAGGCAUGAACUUCCACACAAGGCCUGGGACUGCCAGAACUCUGCCACCAUGACACAAUACAAAUAUAACAUAAGACUUCAAGGCAGAGUCCUGACAGAUCUACUUUUUUUCUAAUUUAGCAUUGGGUGAACUGUGUUGUUGUUUUUUGCUUUUGUAUCCCUGUGGUAAGUGGAUAUCACUUUGGAAGUGUGUGGUAUAUUUAUUUUGGUCCUGUACUCCUGAACUUUUCUUUAUUUAUUUAAUACCGUAGCACUGCAGAGUUGUAAUAAAUUUGCUGAAAUGUCUAAAUGUACUGAUAAGUACAACAAAACACCACUUAUUCCUGAAGACUGUUAGUAUGUUUUGAAUGACCGAUGCAUAUCCCUCUUAGGAAGUGUAUAUGCAGUACAUCUGUGUCUUAUAUAGACAAAAGACAAAGGCUUUUAGCAAGGCGGUGGUUGUAGCGGUAUGAGUAUCAUUAAAUGAUGAUGGCUCCCAGAAGCACAGUUCGAAAACCAUUCAAUCUUUGGGUGUGGAUAGAUUGAUAAAACUGUAAGACAAAGCAUUUCUUGUUUUGUGCAUUUCUUGUUUUUUUGUCUAAUCAUCAUUGAUACCUUAAAAGCACAUUUGCUUAUUGCUUAGUGCUGAGACCACUAGGGGAAUUUUUCUUCAUCACAAAUUAUAUUAUAUUAUCAGCAAGAAUAACAUUGACCUUGAAUGAAAACCUUUUUGGAAUUUCUUUGUAUGUUGUAUUUUCUUUUUAUUUAACGUGGCCCCCCAUCAUAACUUUCCAGAAAAACUAUAUAUUGUUUUAUAUCGUGGUCAAUCACCUUUUAUAUUAUAUUUAUUGGAUUAAAUGAAAAACAUCUGGAUUAUUUAAUGUGGUCUCUGACUUUUGGGAUGUACAGUACAUAGCUGAAAUGUCCUACAGUGUGUGUUCAUUGUAAUAUAUACUGUAGACAUGAACCUACUUUAAUCCAAAACUUAAAAUACGGUUUUCUCCAGAUGAUGCACUCUUUAACUGAUGUCUCAGUGAUGUGCUUAGUGAUGUUAAGGGAUUUCUCAGGUAUACGGUACCAUUCACUGUGUAAUGUUAACUGUUAACAUGACAAUUGAUCAUAUUCUCUUUCUUAAUACAAAUUUCUGGUCUUACUACACAUAAUUCAUCAAUGGCUUGGUUAUAUUAGAGAAAAUGAAAGCCUCAUCUUUGCCUUUUGGCUGCUAUAACCAAGCACAUGGUAAGUUCCCAAUCAAGUAUUUCCCAACCUGUUUCACUACAAAUACAUAAUAUUACUAAAGUAAAAUGCUUUGGGAGCACUAUUUUAUGUGGCUUCACUGGACCAGAUGAUAACUUUCUCCAGUAUAUCUGCACAAGAAUUCUUUAUGUGGGGCUUUAAUUACAUUCACAUUUGGUUAUCAGCUGUUAAACCUUGACUAGUUUAUAUUUAGAUGCCAAUCAAGUAGGACGUGUCACCCCGUUCUUAUCAAAUCUUGCACAAUUUCAUUUAGGAUGUGUAUUCAUGUGUAUUAUGAGAUUUGUUCAAUUUAAUACUCUUGUUUAAAAGAACGUAGCAAAAUUUUUUUUAAGCCAAAAAAGUUGCGCAUCUGAUGUUUUGCUUGGAUCUAACAGAAGACUUGGGUCAAAGCAGAUGGGAUCAAUGCUACUUUUUAAGGGUUGUUGCAAUUAUUGUGAAGUAAACUUUGAAGUAGUGCAAGACUGCAAGUUUGUAUAAUCUGAUAUUAUUUUCAAUGUAUUCAAAAAGGAAAAUGUGCAAAUAAACAGUAAAUUUUUGUAAUGCUUCAUCUGCUGAACAUGGAGCUGAUGUUGCAGACAAACAGUACAUAAUGUAUCUUAAGUCUACAGUUUCUUUGUGCUGAUUAAUGUGCGGAAUAGAUGAGAAAGCGUGGUUCUGUUCACAUCACACCAAGAGACAUUUUAACACUGCAAAAAUGAAGAAAAGAAGAUAAAAAAUCUUUCUUCAAGGGGACAUAGCAAAACAAAAAAAUUGCAUGAAUUGAUAUUGCUCUGGAGAAAUAUUGUACAUAAUAAAGUUUUGAAUGA
Messenger RNA from Misgurnus anguillicaudatus (oriental weatherfish), 4197 nucleotides. RefSeq names its product un-named sa1261. Lineage: Eukaryota; Metazoa; Chordata; Actinopteri; Cypriniformes; Cobitidae. Gene Ontology annotation, molecular function: ATP binding; protein serine/threonine kinase activity. The record is from RefSeq and is a predicted model, not a curated record. Gene Ontology annotation, biological process: protein phosphorylation.